This is a messenger RNA of Lachancea nothofagi CBS 11611, 1230 nucleotides long. Lineage: Eukaryota; Fungi; Ascomycota; Saccharomycetes; Saccharomycetales; Saccharomycetaceae. The record is from the annotation of a GenBank genome assembly.
AUGAAUGGUAUCUUUGCGAUCGAAAAGCCAAGUGGCAUCUCAUCGAGCCAAUUCCUGUUGAAAUUGCAAAAUGUGCUAAUGAAAAGUGCAGUGUUUUCCAAAGAAAUUCAGCGUGCCACUGCUGAGAGAAUGCAGCAGUACCAGCGCGAAACUGGCAAAGUCCCAAGCAAGAGAAAACUGCGCAACGUUUCCAAAGUGAAAAUGGGGCACGGAGGUACGCUUGACCCCUUGGCAUCCGGAGUACUUGUCGUAGGCGUGGGAACUGGUACGAAAAAGCUAUCCGAAUACUUGUCUGGCACCGUUAAAGUUUACGAAAGCGAGGCUCUCUUCGGUGUGUCAACUACCUCUGGAGAUGUAGAGGGAGAAAUACUAUCAAUGCAUGCCGUGGACCAUUUGACAAUGGAUGAAUUGAAGUCCUUGGAAAAAAAACUAGUUGGGUCUCUGAAACAAACGCCUCCAAUUUUUGCCGCCCUCAAGAUGAACGGCAAACCCCUACAUCAGUACGCUCGCGAAGGCUUGCCUUUGCCUAGAGCAAUUGAACCCAGACAAGUGGAAAUUUACGAUUUAAACAUUUUCUCAGACUCUUUGACUAGGGACCAUAAUUAUAAGCUAAUGAAACCUACGACGAAAGAGAGUGAAGAAAUAGUUUCUGAAUUGAGCCAGCAGAAGAAUUUACUUACGGACAAAUUAUAUUUUUCGAAACAGUUCUGCGAGUCGCAAGCUUGGGAUUCAGAAGAAGCCCGGGUAGAACCCCCAAUAGCGCUUAACGAUGAGCAGAUUCAACAGCUGGUCGACCAAGGCGACGACUACAAAGCGCCGCUGUUGCACUUCAAGGCUAAAGUGUCAUCUGGAACCUAUAUAAGGUCCCUAAUCAGUGACAUCGGCAAGGCCUUGAGAUCUUCCUCAUAUAUGGUGAAGUUAAUACGUUGUCAGCAACAAGAGUGGGCUUUGGAGAGAAACAACGUUUUCAACAUGGAAGAUUUCACCGCAAAUGACGAAGCAGUAUGGACUCAAGUCCUUGAAAAGGUGUUGGAGAAGGGAUCUUCAGUUGACGUGAAAGAGGAGUUAUUAAAUGCUCAAACCGUUUAUAAUGGUCGCAAACAAGAGCUAGAGGAGCAAGCCAAGGCUGACCUUGAAUGCGAAACAGAGCCAGAAUUGAGCACUGAAACAACAGAGCCCGCUACUAAUGGUGUAAAGAGAGGCUUAGAAGAUGACGGCGAUGAGCCUUAA